AUGCAAGUAACCGAUUACUACUAUAUAGAAUGGCCUUUGUUUCGCCCUACAACGGGAGCCACACUAUUCAGAGCUGGAAACGAAACAUGCCCACUUGAUGUGGCCCCAGUGCCACUCAAUGGCAUCCCAGCGAGGAUUUCACCUGUGAACUCCGACGAUGGCGUGAUCCGUGAAUCCACUGAUCUCAACAUCAAAUUCGUUUUCGUAUCACCAUGUGCUCAGUCUGUUGUGUGGAAGGUUCAGUACGAUGAAGAGUCUGAAAAAUAUUUUGUGAGAGUUGGUGGAGUAGAGGGAAACCCUGGCUGUGAAACCAUAACCAAUUGGUUUAAGAUUGAAAAACUUGGAGAUUACUACAAGCUUGUUUUCUGUCCAAGUGUCUGUAACAAUCAUUAUUGCAACGUCAUUUGUAAAGAUGUUGGCCUGGAUUCCGAGGGUCGCUUCGUUCUAAGCGAUACACCAUACCAGGUCGGGUUCAGAAA
This is a messenger RNA of Ilex paraguariensis (yerba mate), 479 nucleotides long. NCBI's taxonomy places the organism in Eukaryota, Viridiplantae, Streptophyta, Magnoliopsida, Aquifoliales, Aquifoliaceae. The record is from the annotation of a GenBank genome assembly.